GUAAACACAAUUUAGUUUCGUUUUAUUUCUUUGAUUGUGAUUGUGGUAUACAAAUCAAAUACGUAUAUUCGUUGCAAACGCAUACUUGAUGCGCUUGCUGCGAUAUUUUUUCGUUGAAAAUGAAUGUCACGAUUAAAGUGGAAUCGUUGCGGGAAUGUGAAAGCGAUGAAAAUAUAAUUGACGAUAAAUCAUUAGCGAAACAGAUAAUUUUAAAAUCGAUUACAACACCGAAAACCAAGUCAUUUCUGUGUCAUAUUUGUUCGAAACGUUUUGGUCACAAACAUCAUCUACUGUUACACUUGAAAGUGCACAACAAUGAAAAAGAAUUUCAGUGUAAAAUAUGUGCGCGAAAAUUUCGUCAAAAAAGUCAUCUGACGCAACACAAUAAGAUUCAUUCUGGUCGAAAAGAGUUUAAGUGUGAAUUUUGUUCAAAGCUAUUUUUGCAUCGAGGUGAUUUGAAACGCCAUUGGAAAACACAUCGCACACAAUUGCCGUUUCGCUGUUCAUUCUGUGCUGAUCGAUUUUCGGACGGUGUUGCAAAGCAAACGCACGAACAAUCGUGUAAGAGUCGACGUUUUAAGUGUUCGAUAUGUGAUUUUGAGGCGAUAGACACGGAUCUUUUGGAUGCACACAAGAAUAUCCACAUCGGUGAACGACGAUUCAUUUGUGACAAGUGCCCAAAGGCAUUCCGAAUGAAACAUCAUCUCGUUGAACACUCCAAAAUACACAGCCGAAUGAAGCAAUUCAAGUGCACGGUGUGUCAGAAAGCGUUCACAGUGAGGAGUAAUUUGAAUGUACACAUGAAAUAUCAUUCGGGCGAUCGAGCAUUUUCGUGCAGGUAUUGUCAGAAACGAUUCGUUCACCGGGGCGAUCUCAAUCGUCAUUUGAAAAUUCAUGAACAUGAAAAUAGCUCAACGACGGCGACUGAUGAUACGAAAGAGAAGCAUGAGACUGAUGAGCAGGCAAUAAAAUUUUUCGAAGUUAUUGUCAAGAAAGAACCAAGACAUGACAUUGAAUUCGUAAUGAAUGCGGAUAAUUGGAACGAUGCGAGCGAGACAAAUGAGACUGUACACGAAGCGGAACACAAAUAUUUAGUCGAUAGCAAUUGUGACAUAAUAAACUCGAUCCAAAGUGAUCUAAAUGGUGGAAGCAUCGAAAAUGGAGAAAGCAACGAUCAAAAUGUUGAAGAAAAACCAGCAAUUUCGAUAAAAUUUGAACUUAAAUCACCGAAAAGUCACAAUAAAAGCCAUAAACAGCAGAAAAAGCCCGUAGUAGAGGAAAAACAAUCAAACAAAAUUGUUCAAACACCAUCAGAAUCAUUGAAAAUAGCAUGCCAAUCAGCGUCGUUCAUCGAACAAAGUCAAAGCAGAAAAAAUUCGGCGAAGCGUGAUUUCAUCUGUGACAUUUGUUCGAAAAGCUUCAGGAUGAAGCAUCAUCUUGUCAUUCAUUUGAAAACACACACUGGAGAAAAGCCGUACCAGUGUGAAGUGUGUAGCAAAAAUUUCGCUCAAAGUAGUCACCUCAAUCUACAUUUGAAAACGCAUCGAGGAGAAAAAGCCUUUCCGUGCGAAUAUUGUGCCAAACGUUUUCUGCACCGUGGCGAUUUGCAUCGCCAUUUGAAAACCCAUCGAGAAUUACCAUUUUCGUGUGCAUCGUGUUGUCGUCGAUUUUCCGAUAAAACCACACAAGUGUCCCAUGAAAAAGCAUGCAAAAGUAAAUUGCACAAAUGCCCAUCGUGUGACUAUAAGACUGCCAUUCGUAGCCGUAUAAAAACACAUAUGGUAACGCAUACUGGCGAAAAAAAGUUUCGAUGCUAUAUUUGUGCACAAUAUGGACGAGAGUCAAAAUUCGCCUACAAACAAAACCUAGAUAAUCAUCUUCUGAUCCAUUCGGGCGAAAAGUCAUUCAAAUGUGACCUCUGUUCGAAAUCGUUUCGACUGCGAGUCCAUUUGCAACGACACCAACGGACGCAUAAAGAAUAACAUCAAUUUUUCCUGAAACCUAAUGACACUGUAAUAUAAAAUCGCUCAGGUCAACAAUAAAUCACAACAAAAAACCAG
Sitodiplosis mosellana (orange wheat blossom midge) is the source of this 2060-nucleotide messenger RNA. Its product is annotated as zinc finger protein 888-like. The record is from RefSeq and is a predicted model, not a curated record. The coding region runs from base 120 to 1982 and encodes 620 amino acids. NCBI's taxonomy places the organism in Eukaryota, Metazoa, Arthropoda, Insecta, Diptera, Cecidomyiidae. Gene Ontology annotation, cellular component: nucleus. The transcript has a single exon.